AUCUGACUUAUUUAAAUUUUCUGUUUGGACAGAAUAACUAGGGUGAUGUGUGUGUAUCCCACUGAAUAACUUGUUUGUGUGAAUAAACAUUUUUAAAAAUCUGAAAAAGACCACAAAAAAAGAGUGCUUAUCGAAAGAGGAUGUGGUUAAAAAAAGUCUAAAAAUGUCUAGUUUAUGAAAACCAAUUAUUUCCCCUUUGCUUAACAUUCCUAAUACUUCUAUCUAACAAACGCUUCUAAUGGAAAUGAAUAAGAUUUUAUGAAAGAAUUCCACACAUUCCCUUUUAGCACUGCGUAUCUUGUUGUUUAGGGGUGUGGGUUUUACUCUGGAGGACUGUGUAACUUCUUGAGGCCAAGCCCACUCCUUUAGUUUACCAUCCUUCAGGUUGUGUUGGUGUAAUCAGAGAUGCAUGCCAUUCUAACCCAUUCUAUAGCCGAGAACACCAUUUUGGUUUAGCAUUCCAUCAUAGCCGAGUGAAAUGAGUGCAUUGAAAAGAUCAUUGCAAAUGGCUUACAAACGCAAGAAAGACAGCAAUAUCAGUUUGGUGACAUCCCAGACAGAUGAUAAAAGCAUCCUUACUGUUCAUGAGGAGCAGCCUGGGAAAGAUGAGCCUAGCGAUGAAGGAGUUUGCAAUAUUCAGGUGCAAGUGGAUUUCGGGGACAGCAAGGACAGAAGCUCUGGAAUCUCAGAAACCUUCACUGUGGAAGAAGCAGUUGAGGCUAUUGGUUUCGGAAGAUUUCAGUGGAAACUCUCUAUGCUAACAGGAGUUGCGUGGAUGGCUGAUGCUAUGGAAAUGAUGCUCCUUAGUAUUGUAACUCCUCAACUGCGCUGUGAGUGGAGGCUGUCGAGCUGGAAAGUGGCAUUCAUAACAGCGAUAGUGUUCAUUGGAAUGAUGGUCAGCUCCUCACUUUGGGGGAACAUUUCAGACAAAUAUGGCCGAAAAUUGUGUUUAAUACUGUGCAUGCUGUGGACAUUGCACUAUGGGCUUCUCAGUGCUUUCGCACCUGUUUACAGCUGGAUCUUAGUCUUGCGAUGCCUCGUGGGAUUUGGCCUAGGAGGAGCCCCUCAGUCAGUGACAUUAUAUACUGAAUUCCUCCCGAUAAAAUCCAGAGGGAUAUCUAUAAUCCUGUUAGGGGUGUUCUGGGCCCUGGGUGCUGUGUUUGAAGUGUUACUGGCUAUGGUGGUCAUGCCCACAUUAGGCUGGAAAUGGCUGCUAGCUUUCUCCACCUUUCCUCUUGUUGUCUUUGCUGCCUCCUGCUGUUGGUUACCAGAGAGUGCUAGAUUUGAUGUACUGAGAGGCAGAGAAGACAAGGCCCUGGACACUUUGAAAUAUAUAGCAGCAGCUAAUGGGAGCUCUGUGCCUACUGGAAGACUUAUAGCCAACACACAGACUGAGCGUGGGAGAAUUAGAGAUCUUUUUAUUCCAGAAUACCGCAAAACAACACUUUUGGUCUGGCUUAUCUGGUUUUGUAAUGCUUUUUCAUAUUAUGGUAUUGUGCUGCUGACCACUGAACUGUUCCAAUCAGGAUCUGCGUGUAGUGCCACUGAUAACUCAAAUAUGGAACCUCAGUGCAAUUUGGAGUGCAAUUAUUUGACUAUUCAUGAUUAUGUGGACCUUCUGUGGACUACCUUAGCAGAAUUUCCAGGUGACAUGAAGUUAUUCUCUCCUCUCAUGUUGCUGUUUUUAGUUAAUCAACCUAAAUGCAAACAUUGUUAUAUGAGCUACAUAUAUAAACGAAUAGACACCUGUGUGAUUUGUGUCUUGAUGUCAGAACAGGUAUUCUGGUCACCCUGUGGAUGAUUGAUCGAAUUGGUCGGAAAAAAAGCAUGGCAAUUUGUUUUUUAUUGUUCUCUGUGUCUAUUUUGCCACUGUAUGCCUGCACACAUAGGUACAUUCAUAAAAAAAACCUGUACAGAUUCUAAUAAGGAUGCAAAAAUAAAUGUUGUAAUUAUAAAGUAAGAAAAAAGGGCCUAAAUAUUUAUUUUAGCCACUGUAAAUGACAUAACUUGUUUAUCUUUUACUUUACAAUUUCCAGGGCAGUUCUCACAGUCUUUAUUUUCAUUGCUCGAGCCUGUAUAACAGGGGGCUGGCAGGUUGCAUAUGUUUAUACACCUGAGGUUUUCCCCACAGCAACCAGAGCUAUUGGUAUUGGUACAGGCAGCGGGAUGGCUCGUGUUGGAGCUCUCAUCACACCAUUUAUUGCUCAAGUCCUUCUGAAGUCAUCGGUUUACCUGACUCUCUCUGUGUAUUUAAUAUGUUGCUUGCUGGGCACAGUGGCAUCCUUGGUAUUGCCCAUGGAAACAACAGGGCGGAGCCUCCAGGAAUCAACGCAAAGCACCAUGGAACCAAAAAACAUGGAAAGGCCGCAUGGCUCUGAGACAGCCGAAUCCUCCAGCAACACGUGUCCUUAACAGCGCAUGGAGAACUGAAUCUGUGAGAUCUUCGGUUUGAUAGUGGUGAAGGCCUUAAUGUAUAAUCAUGCAUACCGAAUGUUAUGUAAAUGCAUUCUAAAGUACAUUUUUAAAUAAAUAGUUAAUUUCUUUGUAUAUAUUAUGCUCAUAAAAUAUUGUAAUUAAAUUUACAUUAAGCUGUUUAUGAUGCCAAGAACUUGUCAAACUAUUUUGUUGGGUCUUUCAGUUACACAAUUGUUGACUUCUCUCUUUUGAUGUUUUUCCAAUUGUUACGGCCAGAGUGUUUUGUAUUUGUGUUCUGGUUUUCUUCUUUCAAAGUGAGAGUCUGGUACAGGUGUGGAUCGUUACCUGUGAUUGGCAUUUGGCCUUUAAAGGGUUAGUUCACCGAA
Molecule: messenger RNA, 2801 nt
Organism: Cyprinus carpio (common carp)
Lineage: Eukaryota; Metazoa; Chordata; Actinopteri; Cypriniformes; Cyprinidae
Product: synaptic vesicle 2-related protein-like
Exons: 14
Coding region: 479-1801 (440 amino acids)
Biological process (GO): transmembrane transport
Cellular component (GO): membrane
Molecular function (GO): transmembrane transporter activity
Source: RefSeq, a predicted model, not a curated record